AUGGCAGAUAAGUGCGCUGUGGCUCAUGUUGCAAGUUCAAGCAGAGUAGCAAUACCCGUCUACCCUUACAUUUUUCGCCGCAUCUAUCUCUGUGGCCACGACGACGAGUUUGUUCAGGUCAUCAAGCCAAUUGGUCAGAACAAAGUUGUGCAUAUAUUCAUUUCACCCGAUCGACUCAAAGAGGCAGAGGGCAGGCUUGGAUACAUGCUCGCACAGUAUCGAGAGUGCGCGAGCGAGUUACGUCAAGAGCAUCAGAACAUGCAACAAGGUGGGAGAAAAACACGGUACCAACCGAUUGAUGCCUAUCAAGAGGAGAUGAUACGCGUUGAUCGCGGAUUUCUAAGGGAGGCUCGGACUGGUCUCGAGGCUGCACUGAAGCAGUUGGAUCAAGUCAGCUGCUGUGGCGCAGAAUACGAGGAGAGCAUGUCGAUACCCAAGGAGGUGGCUGGUGAUGAUGAUUCCGUCAAGGUGGUAAGGUUUCUCGAUGGUCGUCGCGUGGUUGACUCGCCCUUGCCCUCACCAGCACUACCAUCAAGGCCGACCACCGAGGGCUUUGACAGAAUCGACUCCCUCAACAACGGCGAGGCCGAAAGUGAGAGUGGCUGGUCAGAUUACGAUGUACAUUGGGACGAGCGCCGGCGGAAAGACAGCGCUUUCGAAGUCAGCGCACAGCCCGACCCGGCCAAGGAUGAUGCAUCGACAGCUGUGCCGGUAAAUGAGGCUGCUGAGCAACAAGAACCCAACGGUGAUGGUUAUAGCCGGGACCCGUGUACCCCAGUCGUCAUUACCUUCGGUCCGAAAAAGGACCUAGAUUGGCUCCGCUUCUCGUAUCUGAUCCGCAAUGACCAGCUGAGCUUUGACGACAUUGUCGCACUUGUAACCCGGUCUUUCCCAGACGACAACACUUCUAAAUUUAAAGAAGAUGUGCGGCAAAGAUCUUCGGUAGUGGAGACACCAGAUUCGGGCGACAUAGCGUUGAGCGUGCCUAUAUGUGAGCCGGGAAGCAUUCAGAAGAUUGCUACAUGCAACGUGUCACCUCUGGAGGAACAGCCACCUGCGUUUACAUUUGGGCAUGUCGAUGGCGUAACAAUUAGAAGGGUGACAUGCUCUGAAAUAAGAGACGAUGGCAGCGUGCAUUACUGCAAGCCAGCUCCUCUGCAGGCCCAAACAGAGGUUGGUCAAACAAGAAGUAGGGAAGUACUGGCUCGAGCGCAAAUCACAUUCCACACUCUCCUGUUCGUCCGAGAGGAAAAGUCCAAGGCAUUCUAG
Molecule: messenger RNA, 1269 nt
Organism: Pyrenophora tritici-repentis Pt-1C-BFP
Lineage: Eukaryota; Fungi; Ascomycota; Dothideomycetes; Pleosporales; Pleosporaceae
Source: RefSeq, a predicted model, not a curated record